Leishmania mexicana MHOM/GT/2001/U1103 is the source of this 1230-nucleotide messenger RNA. RefSeq lists its product as hypothetical. Gene Ontology annotation, biological process: pyrimidine nucleotide-sugar transmembrane transport. The record is from RefSeq and is a predicted model, not a curated record. The transcript has a single exon. Gene Ontology annotation, cellular component: Golgi membrane. Gene Ontology annotation, molecular function: UDP-galactose transmembrane transporter activity. NCBI's taxonomy places the organism in Eukaryota, Euglenozoa, Kinetoplastea, Trypanosomatida, Trypanosomatidae. Bases 1 to 1230 code for a protein of 409 amino acids.
AUGUCCACCUACGCCUGCAGCAAGAAGAGCGAGGAUGAGAAAACCAGAGGCGCCAUCUGGGGCGUCGAGGGCACCUGCAACAGCACCGCCGUCAUCAAGGUCAGCAGCAUCCGUGGCGUGCACAAGAUCCCUGGAGAAGGGGAGGUGCUGUUCUCGCCUACGGAGGGUGCAAGCGCUGGCCCCCUGUCCCCUCCAGACAGCACGUUGCCCUUCCUGCAGAGCGCCGCCCUCGCCGCGAUCUACAUGUUGGCGAGCAUGUUAUUCGUCCUUACUAUCCGCUACACGAAGAACCACCAUCAACAAUAUAACGACGCCCUCGUCGUCUUCGCGAUCGAGCUGACCAAGUUGGCGGUGUCUGUGGCCCUCAAGUACCGCGAGGACGCCGAGUUCCUGCCGACUAAGGUGCUCUUUAGUGCGCAGCGACGCGAGAUCUGGCGCGGCGGCCUCCCCUACACUGUUCCAUCGUUCCUUUACACGGUGUACAACAAUAUGACCUUCUCCAAUCUGAAGCUGUUCGACGCCGGCACGUACCAGGUGUUCAUGCAGACCCGCAUCCUGUUCACAGGUAUCCUCUUUAGCCUUCUGCCGCACCAGGCCCUCACAGUGCGCAAGUGGGUUGCUCUCGUGCUUCUGAUGAUCGGUGUGGCGAGCAAGUAUUACUCCCCCAGUACGCUGCAGCUUGGCCCCCGCGUACUCCUCAUUCUGCCUCAGGCGCUCCUGUCAUCGAUGGCAGGUGUGUAUAACGAGUACGCGCUCAAGAAGGAGCGGCAUCUCUCCAUCCACCAGCAAAAUUUCUUCACGCACUUGUACGUCAUCCUCUUCAACACCGUCUUUGGCCUCCUCGCCGACCCGGCCAUCAUCACGGGCGUCUUUGCCGCGACAACGACAACGACGAGGACCAGCACUGCGGCCGUCGGCGAACUGAACGGGAAUGCUGCACCGCCGCAGCAGCGCAGCGGCGCGCCGCUCGUAGUCCUCCUCAUCAUAUUCGGCACUGUCAUGGGGAUCUCUGCGGCGUUCAUCCUGAAGUUUCUCAACGUCAUCGCCAAGGCGUUCGCGUCUGCUCUCGAAGUGCUGCUUACCGCAGCCGUCGCCGCCGCACUACUCGGCGAGCCCUUCACCAGUCAUGACGCAAUCGCCGUCUGGAUCGUGAUGACCGCCAUGUGCAUGUACUACACGCGCGGCUGGGGGGAUGCCCGCACCAUCUCAUGCCGCUGCGCCACAAAAUGA